Archocentrus centrarchus (flier cichlid) is the source of this 1644-nucleotide messenger RNA. RefSeq names its product transmembrane p24 trafficking protein 7 (gene tmed7). Bases 179 to 820 code for a protein of 213 amino acids. Lineage: Eukaryota; Metazoa; Chordata; Actinopteri; Cichliformes; Cichlidae. The transcript is spliced from 4 exons. The record is from RefSeq and is a predicted model, not a curated record.
GUGAUUUUACAAGCGCUCCGCCUCUUCUUUUUUGAACGAAUGAGAGAAAGCAAAAGGUGGGCUUUUACACAUGACAGCCAAUGAGGUGUGUCGUUAGCAAACCCGUCUUAGCAUUAGUUGCAUCCGGGUGAGGACUUUGAGGUUUUUCCUUAGAAGCUGUCAGCUCUCGGUCUACAGGAUGUACGGAUCGCUUCGGGUGCUGCUUCAGGUGCUGUGGGCCCAGCUGCUUUGUGGGUGGGUACUCGGCUCCGAGCUAACUUUUGAGCUGCCAGACAACGCCAAGCAGUGUUUCUACGAGGACAUCAUCAUCGGCACCAAAUGCACCCUGGAGUUUCAGGUGGUAACUGGGGGUCACUAUGAUGUGGACUGCCGUUUGGAGGACCCAGAUGGAACAACACUCUACAAAGAGAUGAAAAAGCAAUAUGACAGCUUUACCUUCACCGCAGCCAAGAAUGGCACCUACAAGUUUUGCUUCAGCAAUGAGUUCUCCACUUUCACGCACAAGACGGUUUACUUUGACUUCCAGGUUGGCGAUGACCCUCCCCUCUUCCCCAAUGAGAACAGAGUCACUGCUCUCACUCAGAUGGAGUCGGCCUGCGUGUCCAUCCAUGAGGCUCUGAAGUCGGUAAUCGACUAUCAGACGCACUUCCGCCUCCGUGAGGCCCAGGGACGCAGUCGUGCAGAGGACCUAAAUACCCGCGUUGCUUUCUGGUCAAUCGGUGAAGCCAUUAUCCUUCUGGUGGUCAGCAUCAGCCAGGUGGUCCUGCUGAGAAGCUUCUUCUCUGACAAGAAGACCACGACAACACGUGUCGGGUCAUAACAGCCUCUGAGAUCCCCGAUCUGAUUCAUCACUUUCUUUGUCUGUUCUUGGGCUUGUGUGUAUGGAGUGCAUAGGAACAGCAGCGCUGAUCGGAAAUUUAAUCAUAUCAAGUGGCCAGGUCAUACAAUCUGACGUGGCUUCUUAAUUCAGCACAGCUGUUCUAAAACUUCAUGCAAAUUAGUCUUGACAAGAAAACUAGUUGUGGGUUAAAAAAAAAAAUGUUUUUGAGGCGUAAAAGGAAAAAAAAAACAGGAGGAAGACUUGAUUGUGUUGCUUGUAACUAUCUGGAUUUGAAGCAGUUCAAGCACUGGCCAUAUAGUUAAAGACAAAUUUUAAGUCAGUUGAAUAUUUGAAAUAAUUUCUAAAUGUGUUUUAAGUGUGUCCUUUUCUGACUUCUGUCUCCAUGAUCUGUUCUGCUUUUCAUCCCCGACUGCUCCAAAAAUAAGCACCUGAGUGGACAUUUGGACUAAAUGUAUUCAUAUUGUAAGGAUACUGCAGAUAUUUCUUUAUCUGCAGAGCACUAGUUGUCAAAAGCUACACUCACAAUGCAAAGGUUGUAUUUGUUUAUAAAGAAACUGUUGCAUUUUUCUGUGUUACUAAACCUCACUUUAUUAAGUGAGAAAUGGUAGAUGUGUUUGUUUUGAUCAGCUUUGUCAUUUUAGAUAGUCAUUAGAAAGGAGUUUGCUGUGCUCUUCGGAGAGUAAAAAAAUCUUUUAAUCCAAUAUUAGCUUGAAAGAAGAAGGUUCAGAAGGUUGUUGAGUUGAAGAAUUGAAGUUAAAAUGCAGAAGGUAUACCAUGAGUGACUGCAAACCCAAUUCCUUAAA